CGCGACGCGGCGCAGGAGAAAUUACAUCCAAGAAAUCUUAUCCCAGAGCUUUGUAGACUGUUUUAUGGUUUAGGCUGGGUAACAGGAACUGGUGGUGGUAUCAGCGUGAAACAUGGGAAUGAAAUCUACAUCGCUCCUUCAGGAGUCCAAAAGGAAAGAAUACAGCCAGAAGAUAUGUUUGUUUGUGACAUGAACGAACAGGACAUCAGCAGUCCUCCACCACACAAGAAACUAAAGAAAAGCCAGUGCACACCUCUCUUUAUGAAUGCCUACACUAUGAGAGGGGCAGGUGCAGUGAUCCAUACUCAUUCCAAGGCUGCUGUUAUGGCUACCCUUCUUUACCCAGGGACUGAGUUCAGUAUUACCCAUCAGGAGAUGAUAAAAGGAAUCCAGAAGUGUACUUCAGGAGGCUAUUACCGAUAUGAUGAUACACUAGUCGUUCCCAUUAUUGAGAACACACCAGAAGAGAAGGAUCUCAAGGAAAGAAUGGCACGUGCAAUGGAAAAAUACCCAGACUCUUGUGCUGUAUUGGUCAGGCGUCACGGAGUUUACGUAUGGGGAGAAACAUGGGAAAAAGCCAAAACAAUGUGUGAGUGUUAUGAUUACUUGUUUGAUAUCGCAGUGCAGAUGAAGCAGCAUGGGCUAGAUCCUUCAAAAUGUCCAGCAGGAGAAAACGGGAUCUUGUAAAUGACAACAACAUUUAUAUUCAG
Molecule: messenger RNA, 710 nt
Organism: Phaethon lepturus (White-tailed tropicbird)
Lineage: Eukaryota; Metazoa; Chordata; Aves; Phaethontiformes; Phaethontidae
Gene: APIP
Product: APAF1 interacting protein
Exons: 7
Cellular component (GO): cytoplasm
Molecular function (GO): methylthioribulose 1-phosphate dehydratase activity; metal ion binding
Source: RefSeq, a predicted model, not a curated record